AUGUGCUAUGGCUAUGCAGGCUAUAUGUUCUAUGGCUAUGCAGGCUAUAUGUGCUAUGGCUAUGCAGGCUAUAUGUUCUAUGGCUAUGCAGGCUAUAUGUGCUAUGGCUAUGCAGGCUAUAUGUGCUAUGGCUAUGCAGGCUAUAUGUUCUAUGGCUAUGCAGGCUAUAUGUGCUAUGGCUAUGCAGGCUAUAUGUGCUAUGGCUAUGCAGGCUAUAUGUGUUAUGGCUAUGCAGGCUAUAUGUGUUAUGGCAAUGCAGGCUAUAUGUGCUAUGGCUAUGCAGGCUAUAUGUUCUAUGGCUAUGCAACUAACUAUGGCUAA
Messenger RNA from Nematostella vectensis (starlet sea anemone), 321 nucleotides. Its product is annotated as prisilkin-39-like. The transcript has a single exon. Bases 1 to 321 code for a protein of 106 amino acids. Lineage: Eukaryota; Metazoa; Cnidaria; Anthozoa; Actiniaria; Edwardsiidae. The record is from RefSeq and is a predicted model, not a curated record.